Molecule: messenger RNA, 186 nt
Organism: Homarus americanus (American lobster)
Lineage: Eukaryota; Metazoa; Arthropoda; Malacostraca; Decapoda; Nephropidae
Product: 4-O-methyl-glucuronoyl methylesterase 1-like
Exons: 2
Source: RefSeq, a predicted model, not a curated record
CAUCCUCCACCCACUCAUCCUCCACCCACCCAUCCUCCACCCACCCACCUUUUCACCCAGUCAUCACCACAGUGCACCCACCCAUCAGUGCAUCCACCCAUCAGUGCACCCACCCAUCACUCACCACCACCCAUCCCACCUACCAUCAGUGCACCCACUCAUCACUCACCCACCCAUCCUCCACCC